AUGGCUACCAACGCCACCGGCUUCACCUCGGUUCUGGUCGACGGCAAGCUGGCCGCCGGAAACCUGCCGCCGCAAAUCGACUAUCUCGUCGACACCAUCGCGAACGCCAGUGUCAUGACAUGGAUAUUUACCAUUGUCGCCUUGGCUGUCGCAUACGACCAGAUUAGCUACUUGCUGCAAAAGGGCAACAUCGUUGGGCCAAUGUUCAAGGAGCCUUUCAUGGGCCCUUUCCUCCAGUCCUUAAACCCCAAGAUGGAGGAAUACAUCGGGAAGUGGGAGAGCGGCCCUCUCAGCUGCGUCUCGGUCUUCCACAAGUUCGUCGUGAUCGCAUCCACCCGCGACCUAGCCCGCAAGAUUUUCAAUGCCCCAGCAUACGUCAAGCCCUGCGUCGUCGAUAUCGCUACCAAGAUUCUCGGAGAGGAUAGCUGGGUCUUUAUGGACGGGAAGACCCACGUUGACUACCGCAAGGGUUUGAACGGUCUCUUUACCCGCAAGGCUCUUGAGUCCUACUUGCCCGGCCAGGAGGCCGAAUACAAGCGAUACUUUGCCCGAUUCCUCAAGAUCACCAAGGAUGCCGGUGGCGAGCCUGUCCCUUUCAUGCACGAAUUCCGCGAGCUCAUGUGCGCCGUUUCGCUCCGCACCUUUGCCGGCUACUACAUGGCCGACUCUGCCAUCAAGAAGAUCGCUGAUGAUUACUACCUCGUUACCGCCGCUCUCGAUCUUGUCAACUUUCCCAUCAUCGUCCCCUAUACCCGAACCUGGUACGGCAAACGGGCUGCGCAGAUGACCAUGGACGAGUUCGCCAAGUGCGCCGCCAAAUCCAAGGUCCGCAUGGCCGCUGGUGGUGAUGUCACCUGCAUCAUGGACGCCUGGGUCAAGGACAUGAUAGAUUCCAAAAGGUGGCGCGAGGCCAGCGAGAAGGGUCUUUCCACCGAGGGCCUUGUCAAGCCUGCUCCUCUGAUCCGCGACUUCUCGGACAUGGAAAUCUCCCGUACUAUCUUCACUUUCCUCUUCGCUUCUCAGGAUGCCACCAGCAGCGCCGCCAUCAACUUGUUCCAAGUGUGCGCGCAGCGACCUGAAGUUUUGGACAAGGUUCGCGAGGAGAACUAUCGUGUGCGUAACGGCGAUGUGCAUGCUCCUGUCUCUAUGGAUCAGCUUGAAUCAAUGACCUACACCCGCGCGGUCGUGCGCGAGCUCUUGCGAUGGAAGCCCCCUGUCAUCAUGGUCCCGUACAAGGCCAAGAAGGCCUUCCCAAUCACACCGGAAUACACGGUGCCCAAGGGUGCCAUGAUCAUACCCACCACCUACAUGGCACUUCGUGACCCUGAGGUUUACCAGAACCCGGAUGAGUUCGACCCGGAGCGUUACUACUCGGGGGAUGCCGAGGAGAAGGGUGCCAAGAACUACCUCGUCUUCGGCACUGGUCCUCACUACUGCCUCGGUCAGCAGUAUGCUCAGCUUAAUCUUGUACUUUUCCUCGGAAAGGCGUCCCUGCUUAUGGACUGGAAGCACCACGCGACGCCCGACUCGGAGAAAAUCAAGGUUUUCGCCACUAUCUUCCCCAAGGAUGACUGCCCCUUGACCUUUGAGGAGAGGAAGUGGUAG
Molecule: messenger RNA, 1605 nt
Organism: Anthostomella pinea
Lineage: Eukaryota; Fungi; Ascomycota; Sordariomycetes; Xylariales; Xylariaceae
Source: the annotation of a GenBank genome assembly